CUGGAGGAAUAUGUCACAUUACUUAGAGUGACAGGAAGCAUUAUUAUAUCUCUCCCGAAAACGCCAACCUCACCGUUAAACUCCCCAGCAUCUUAUGACGCUAGGAAGUCAAAAGUGUCUGUCGUCAAGGAGACAAGAGGACUUCCUGACAUAAGGGAGAAAAAAAAUAUGGUGGAUAUUUCCAAACCCCUUCCUACUUCCCUUCAGAAUGAGUUCAUCCCUGAGGAAGUUCUGCUUUCUCUGACCUAUUCAAUCAGUGCUGGCCCUUGUCCAGAAAAUUUACUGCCUCCUACGAAAGUUAAAACCCCUAAGGGUACCCUUCCACGUGCUGUAGACCAUGUCUGGCAGCAUCCUAUUCAAAGGAAUAAAUUCAAAUACUUGAUUGACCAUCCUGUCUCCCUAACAGGAGCUGCAAGGGAUAUUUCUUUUCUGUAUGAUGUUAAAUAUGUAAGAGGAGAGACUAGAGAGAAUGCAGUUUGUCCCCCGCAUUUGGACCGUGCAUUACAAUCCAAAGAUGAUCACAAGAAACAUGAUGGUGUCCUCGUGCCUCAUAAGAUGGAUGAGUUGCAUACAUCUAUGACCCAGUGGAUGGCAAAUUUGCUGAUUAUAAUGAUUCCUGACUUUACUGACCAUUACACUCUCCCAAAGUUGGAAGAGGAAAGUGCUGACGACCAUGAUAUGGGAAUUGCACAGUUUGAACUAGAUGCAGUUGUACUGGCGAAAAAGUUCAUCCAAGAUACCACCUAUUUGAGCAGUUGUUGCAAAGGGAUGGUAACCGCAAUAGCUCUGAAUAAAGAAGCUUAUUCAGAAAAAAAUCCUGCUAAGGAACUUCACGAACUGGAUAAGAUGAAGAAAGAAUGUUAUGAAUGGAUCAACACAUGCUCUCACCUCCUUUCUGAGCUCAAAGACAAAAAAAUGAAAUUCCUGACACAUGAAGUAAAAGAGAAACUACUUGAAGAAGAGGACAUUAUAAAAGAAUUAACUGAGCCUAAAAUAGAAAAGCCUGUUCAAGAGGAUGAAGGAGAAAAUAAGGAGGAUGAGAAACUUCAGAAGGAAGAGGAAGAAGAGAAACCAGAAGAGGAACCUUCAACAUCUACAGAGAAGGAAAAAGUCAUUAGAUUCAUUGGAGAAGAUGAAAAUGUUCAUUCCAAACCUCUACUUGAAGCAGAUGCAUUGUCUUCCUGGAGAGAAUCAGCUAACCAAGGUACAUUGGCCCCAAAAUAUCUUGAAGCAAUGGCUGUAAUUGAACACAUGCAAGUGAAGUUAAUGGAGGUUGAAAGCAGAGCCAGAAGGGCGGAGGAGAGGUUUGAGGAUGUAAAUGAAAAGUUUCACUAUAUUCUCAUAAGAAAUAAAGACCUGGAGAAGGAACUGGAGGAAAUAGUCAUUAAGCCAAGACAAGAGUUGGAAAAAGGAGAGGAAAAUGAGGAAGAAAAAGUAGAGGAAGAAGAAGAAGAAAAAGAGGAGGAGGAAGAAGAAGUCAGGCCAGUAGAAAGUAUCAUACAAUCUCAAAAGAAAGAGGUACCACGCAAUGUUAAAUCCAAAACCCAGACUAAAUCCAGUAAUAAGCCCAAGCCCAAGUAGCAUCCAUAGAGCACAGGGUUUCACAGUGGCUGCGUCCCCUGAGCACACCAGACACCGCUGAGCUGUGCAGAUGACAACAUGCCUCAUGGAGGAUUCCUGUUGCAACAGCUGCCAGAAAAGCCAUGGUGAGGAUGAUAUUGUUCUCCCCAUUUCUCAGAAGAAUGAAACUGAGGCCCUGAUGGUGAGAAGACUUUCUGAAGUUACAGAGCAGAUUGGUGUCCAAGUCCCCAGCUCAUCAGGCUCCUGUCUAGACUGUUUAGCAAAGGCAAAGAGAUUCCUUUUUAAAUGAAAGCACUGCUUAUCCCAUUGAUGAUGCACAUUUUAAAACUCAAUACCCUACUCCUUAUGUGGUUUGUUAACAGACUGCCUUCUGUGCGUCAUGAGGCUACUAGAAGAAAGAUGGCAGAGAGAUCAACUACAGAUGCAAAGCAGUGGUCUAAGAAAGUGAUGGUGGUGAGAAUCUGAUCCAAGGAUUUGGCAGUAGGAGUGACCUGGAUUCAGAAACUAUUUCCGAGGGAGAAAAAUCAACAGAGUCUAGUGAUAUCAGGGAAUUAUAGAAUGAGGGCCAUGAGGAGAUAGAGGACUUGAGAAAGAUGGAGACUUAGACCUUAGUAGGCUAACCAGUUGGGCAUAACUGCAGCUUCUCUGCCAGACCCACUUCUCUAACUACACCAACCCCAAGCAACUUAUGUUCCCACACACUUUUCCUGGAGAUGGAGGUGUUGGCUUGUCAGAUAACAUGGCAAGAUACAACUUGGUAAGAUACAACUUACUUUUCUCACAUAGAAAUAUUCACUCCACAGGGGCAAUGCUUAUUUCUAAAACUGUAGAGGCAGGACAUGCUGUAUGCCCUCAAAGAAUUUAAGAGUCUACUAGGGAGAGACAUAUGUAAAUAGGUGUGAUCAUGCUGUGACAGGAUCUCUAUCAUAAUUUCUCAACCUGUGCACUAUGGACAUUUUGGACCAGAUGGUUCUUUGGUGUGGGGGUAGUUAUGUGGGACAGGUAGGCUUUCCUAUACAUUCAUUGUAGGAUCUUUAGCAGCAUCCAUGGAUGCUACCUAGUAGAUGCCUAUAGCACCUCACUACAAGAUUAAUGACCACCAAAACUGUCUCCAGACAUAGCCAAUUGUCCUGUAGGGUCAAAAUUGCCCCUGGCUGAAAACCACUCAUCUAAUGUGGGAGGCCAGAGAACUGAAGCCUAAUUGGCCUCCUUUGUGAGCACAAAGCAGAAAGGCUGCACUGAGGGGGGCGGGGUAUGAUUGCAUAUUGUAGGUUCUAGGGAAAGGUUAAGACACUUGAGGUUAAGCUGUUUACCUGAGUAUGUACUAAUGGAUAUUGGAAAGCAGAUGAAUCUUGUGUUACUUUCAUCGCUUGUACUUGUGUUUGGGUGAAUAAAGGCAAGAUGAGCCAGAUGGGGGGGCACCCUCCUUUGCCUACUAGUAGGCAAGAGCCCUCUGUCU
Heterocephalus glaber (naked mole-rat) is the source of this 3040-nucleotide messenger RNA. The record is from RefSeq and is a predicted model, not a curated record. NCBI's taxonomy places the organism in Eukaryota, Metazoa, Chordata, Mammalia, Rodentia, Bathyergidae.